Anthonomus grandis grandis is the source of this 939-nucleotide messenger RNA. Its product is annotated as MKRN2 opposite strand protein. The record is from RefSeq and is a predicted model, not a curated record. The transcript has 5 exons. NCBI's taxonomy places the organism in Eukaryota, Metazoa, Arthropoda, Insecta, Coleoptera, Curculionidae. Bases 153 to 809 code for a protein of 218 amino acids.
GAAAUUCUCAAUCCCACCAGUCGAGUUUAGGUCUACCUGCGCUCUGGUGACUAUUUUUCUUGGGUUACUUUUGAUUUAGUAAAACAAAGGCAUAACAUCGUAAAAUGGUAUUUUUGGAAGCUAUUAUGUGAUUUUUGUGAUAGUUGGUCCUAAUGUCGUACAACAAAGGUGCAAAAAUGAGCAAAAUUAUAAAAAUGGAUCCUGGGAUUGUAUGCUUUCAACAUUGCGGACCUAAAAUAUUUUGUUUCUCAUUGCCGGAUAGUUGCCCAGUUUGCGAGCAGGAUUUGCGGCAGGCGGAUUUUUCUUUGUUACCUUUUAGAGUGCCUUAUCCUUUUAUAAGAGCGUCUCAACAUCCGUGUUCGGUGGUGAUCAAGCCAACCACAGGUGAUUUUUUAAAUGACUACUAUAACUCUAUGGACUUACAUAUCGGUGUGACAACAUCCACCGGAACUAUAGUAGAAUUUGAUAAACAUGGUCUCCGGAAACACCGAUCGAAUCACUGGAACCAAUGUUUACUAUUGGAUCAAGUUCCUCAUCCCUGGAGAGAACACUGGGACACCACCUUGUGGCAAGUAUGUAAACAAAAAUGCUGGUCGUCAAAAAACUACAGCGAAGACAACCACAAUUGCUACAGUUUCGUCCUCACUUUUCUCGUGACAUUGGGUUACGGACAGUUAAGCGAAGCUGCCAGAAAUCGAACAGUUUUCUGUGAAAAAUUUAUUGUUCCUAGAACCACCGCUGCUGGAAAAUAUAUUUCUUUGUAUAGAAAAUUAAAAGAGUUUAGGUUUUAUGUGCAUAGAAGUAAGUAAUGGGCUGUAUAGAAGACGUGAAAACCAAAGUUAGAAUUGUAGAUUUUUUUAUAUUAUUUAUUAGAACAUUGUUGUAGUUGCACCAGAAGAAAAAUUAAAUUAUGGUACAAUAAAAACAAUAUUGUUACUA